Plasmodium yoelii is the source of this 1191-nucleotide messenger RNA. RefSeq names its product conserved Plasmodium protein, unknown function. Bases 1 to 1191 code for a protein of 396 amino acids. Lineage: Eukaryota; Apicomplexa; Aconoidasida; Haemosporida; Plasmodiidae. The transcript has a single exon. The record is from RefSeq and is a predicted model, not a curated record.
AUGAUUAAUCUUCGUGGCACUUUAUUUCUUUUGGCAAAUAUUUUUUUUCUUUUUCCAUAUUUCUUUAGCUGUCUUUAUGUUGAAGACACUAUUAAAAUUAAAAUUAAUAAUAUAAGAACAGGAGAUUUUAUAAAGGUAUGUUGUGAUGAUUUUUGUUCCUUUUUAGAUUAUGAUGUAAAUAAAAAAACAUAUUUAUUUAUAAAAGAAAAUAAUAUUAUUUUAUAUAAAUGUAACUACAUUUUAAAAGUAUACAAUUCAAGAAAUUAUAUUUUUUAUUUCAUAAAUUAUAUUUUUUUAAAAAAUGAAAAUAGUAUAAUCGAAUUUGGUGAUUCCUUUGAAAAUGAAAAAGGAGAUUUUACUUUUUGGAAACCUAAUUUUGAAUUAAUGUAUAUAAAAAAUAAAUAUGUUUAUAUUCCUAAUGGUUAUUAUGAAAUAAAAAAGGCUAGUAACAAUUGUAUGGGGAUAAAUCCCUGGAAUGGAAAAAAUAAAAGCAUAACCUCAUUUAUGCAAAUAAUUAAAGAUUUUAUUUUGGAAAUUAAAAAAGGAAAUUUUAUCAUUUUUGAUAACAUAUAUAAGCAGAAUGCACAAUAUACUAGUUCUAUUCUACCAAAUUGUAAUAAAGAAAAAAUAACUACUUAUAAUGGCAUUGCUUUCCCAAUGAUGACAACGGGGAAGACAAAAAAAAUACAUACCCCAUUCUAUGAAAUAUAUUAUUUAUUAAUAGAUACAAUUUUGUAUAAUCCUUUCAUAUUAAUAAUUUCUUAUAUUUCACCCCUUUGGAAUUCAAUUAUUAAAAAAUAUAACGCAACUCUAAAUGUAUAUUUAUAUAAUAACGAUAACAACCAUUAUGACUACUGGGGGCAAACAGAAAAAGAUAAAUAUAAUAAAUUUAUAAAAAUAUAUAUUAAAAAUAUUUCAAAAAAUAAAACUAUAAUAAUAUUACUUAUUACAAUAAUAAUAUUUAUAUGCAUAUUUAUAUUGAAAAGAAAAAUAUGGGGAAUAAAAACUCAACAAAAUACCAAAACCAAAAGCUCAAGAGUUAAUCAAAAUAUACUUGCUGAAAUACAUGUUGAAUAUAAGAAUAAAGUACAAACAAACUUUGGAUCGAAAAUAAAAGAUAUUACUGAUGAAGACUUAAUAAAUUUAAUAGCUCAUAACAAGGCUGAAACAAUAAUUGUUUGUCAACCGUAG